AUGUCAUUUCUAUUUAGAAGAUCGCAGGAGUCGGCCAGGCCCGACGAAAACCCGCAGAAACCCGAGAACCCCGAUGAAGUGCAGGAACGUCAACUUGAUCUAGACGAAAAGACGAUGGACCCUGCGCUUGAAGAGAGCGUUCCCGAGUUGAGCGACGAAAAGGUUAGCGAGGCCGAGAAACGGCCAGUGAAGAAACGCACCUCCCUUUUGCAGAACUUGAUGGGCAAUUCGAGCAGAAACACAUCGUCAUCGUCGUUGGUUUCCUCGGUUUCAACGACUUCGAGUCCGGGUUCUGGUUUGCCUCCGCUUCCGCCAUUGGUCCUUUCGGGCUAUAAGCCCAAUGCCAAACACAAGCUUCUCGACCAGGAAUUGGCCAGCAACGUGCGGAACUUGUUGCCGCCUCGUCUCCAGUUGUUCGAUACGUGGGAGUUGAUCUACUCAUUGAGUCAUCAUGGCAUGUCGUUAAACACACUAUUCCGCAAUUCCAAACCAGAGCACCAGUUGCUAGAGGCGAGAAAACUCAAAAAGGCAGAAAAGGGGUUUGGCGAAGCAAUUGUGAGCAAAAUGAUGGUUGCAGGCGCUCCAAAGUCUUCGUUUACAAUCGAGCAGAAGCGACCGCAAGGUUAUGUUCUCAUCAUCAAAGACGAGCAUCUCAAUAAAUUUGGAGCUUAUCUUAACGAGUACUUGCGGCCGGUGGAACUGAAGAGAUAUUACGGCAAUGGGGAGUGUUUUCUAUGGAAAGUGGAAAAAUACGAUCCGUCGAAACUAGACCAUCCUCAAGCCAGGGACAACAAAGCAUCGGCUCCUGUGGCGGCGGCAGCUCCUGCCGAUACUAGAUUCAAAGCCUUCAUGUAUACGGGGAUCAACGACAACAUCAUCUACUCCAAUCGCGACUUCAUUGCCAUUGGUUCAUCAAAGGGCAACAACGGACUUUACAUCGAUCUGUCCUUGAGCACUGGUGUGAGUUAUCCCUGCGAUACGUUUGGCAACGAGGUACUCAACCUGAGGGCCAAUGAAAAUUUAAAAUCCGGUCAUUUUAAAAUCGUUGGUCUUGAACUUUGGAGAGUUGGAUCUUUAGAAUAA
Molecule: messenger RNA, 1083 nt
Organism: Lodderomyces beijingensis
Lineage: Eukaryota; Fungi; Ascomycota; Pichiomycetes; Serinales; Debaryomycetaceae
Source: the annotation of a GenBank genome assembly